This is a messenger RNA of Harpegnathos saltator (Jerdon's jumping ant), 2646 nucleotides long. RefSeq names its product cytoplasmic dynein 1 intermediate chain short wing (gene sw). Gene Ontology annotation, molecular function: dynein heavy chain binding; dynein light chain binding. The transcript is spliced from 14 exons. Lineage: Eukaryota; Metazoa; Arthropoda; Insecta; Hymenoptera; Formicidae. Bases 162 to 2336 code for a protein of 724 amino acids. Gene Ontology annotation, cellular component: cytoplasmic dynein complex. Gene Ontology annotation, biological process: transport along microtubule. The record is from RefSeq and is a predicted model, not a curated record.
GAUCUUGUAGUCGUACAGUGCUCGUAGAAAAGAUCGUGAGAAUGUACGUGUUAUUCGCUCAAAUAAUGUAGAUUUUUCAUAGUUAAUUGACAUCGAGUUUUUUCUUGCGUUAAUCUGUAUAUUCUGUAAAGUAAAAGAGGCAUUAUUCUUUGAACAACAAGAUGAUGUCUGAUCGAAAAGCAGAAUUAGAGAGGAAGAAAGCGAAACUACAAGCUAUCAGAGAAGAAAAAGAAAGACGCAGGAGAGAAAAGGAACAGAAAGAUGUAGAGGAAGCAACUGUUCGUGCUGCUGGCACAGAUAAAGACCAGCGCAAGGAGAUAGAUGCGAUGCUAUCUUCUCUGGGUGUAGCACCAGUGUCAGAUGUUUUGUCUAGUUUGUCCAGUAUGAACUCAUUAACACCUGAACAAAGUACUAAUGCAACACCAGAUGCCAGCUUACAACCAUCUAGCAUAAAUUCUGCUCAAAGCAGUGCAGGACGAAGGAAGAAUCGGGAACUUACAAUUGUUUCUGUGGCUCACACAAAUAUUCCACCGAAAGAACCAGUCGUGUAUAGCAAGCAAACGCAAACCAUUCAAACAACGCAUACAUCUCACGACGGACUGUCCACAUCGUCCUCUGCAUACACCAUCUACUCCUCCUGUUCAACAACAACACCAACUCACUCUUGCUCCGCAGGCUACUUUGAGACUGACUGGUGGCGCCCCAGGAAAGGUGGGUCUGCACCAAACUACCUAUCUCAUGCGUUCGACUAUUACGACGAGUACAAUCUAAAUCCUGGUUUAGAAUGGGAGGACGAAUUUACAGUUUUGACAUUUGAUGAUGGCCAAGCCGAAGAUGAAGAAAAUAGCUUGCCGCACAUGGACGGUUUCCAAAGCAAGCUUCCUCCAGGAAUCCUUCCUCACGGGUUACCGCAAGUUAAAGAAGUCCAACCUGCUGUCACACAGGUAGAACAAGAGAAAGAGAAGGAAAAACCCAAGAAAGAAGUACGUGAGCUCAGCGAAGAAGAAAAACAAAUGAUCAUCCUAUCGGAGGACUUCCAACGAUUCCUUGAUCGCACCAGCAGGAUCGUGGAGAGAGCAUUGGGUGAAUCGGUCGAUAUAUACACCGAUUACACCGGUACGAUGGACGGCGAAGAUGGAAUGGACGAAAAGAGUCAUCAACGGCUCUGGUUAAAUCGCUCGUUCAUCUGCGAACGGUGGUCACGUAAUCGUUGUGUGACUUCCAUGGACUGGUCGCCGCAGUUUCCUGAGCUUUUAGCGGCCUCGUAUAACAACAACGAUGACACGCCGAACGAUCCUGAUGGGGUGUGCCUAAUCUGGAACACGAAAUUCAAGAAAACAACCCCGGAGUUUAUCUUUCACUGUCAGUCACCGGUUAUGUCCACUACGUUCGCUAGAUUCCAUCCGAAUUUGAUCCUGGGCGGCACAUACUCAGGUCAGAUCGUACUUUGGGACAACCGAGUGCAGAAGAGGACUCCCAUACAACGUACUCCCUUAUCCGCCAGCGCGCAUACCCACCCAGUGUACUGCUUGAGUGUCGUUGGCACGCAAAACGCGCACAAUCUGAUCAGUAUUUCGACUGAUGGGAAAUUAUGCUCGUGGAGCUUGGACAUGCUGUCGCAGCCGCAGGAAGCGUUGGAACUGCACACAAAACAAUCGAAAGCGAUCGCUGCUACGUGCUUGGCUUUCCCGCAUGGCGAUGUAAAUAAUUUCGUCAUGGGUAGCGAGGACGGAACUGUUUAUUCUGCUUGCCGCCAUGGUAGCCGUGCAGGAUUAACAGAAACCUAUGAAGGACAUCAGGGACCGGUCACCGGCAUCAGCGCACAUGCGGUACAAGGUGGAAUAGAUUUCUCUCACCUGUUCCUAACGUCUUCCCUCGACUGGACAAUCAAACUGUGGAGCCUGAAAGAGAACAAACCACUGUACUCUUUCGAACACAACGGCGACUACGUCUAUGACGUAGCUUGGUCGCCGACGCAUCCGGCGCUAUUCGCCGCGGUUGAUGACUCUGGUAGGUUGGAUCUGUGGAAUCUGAAUCAGGACACGGAAGUGCCUACUGCCAGCGUCGUCGUUGACGGAUGUCCGGCUUUAAAUCGAGUAUCGUGGACACCAAGCGGAUUGCACGUCACUGUGGGUGACGAUACCGGUAAAAUAUGGGUCUAUGACGUCGCCGAGCAUCUAGCUCAUCCAAGAAUCGACGAGUGGAAUAAGUUUUUGUACACGCAACAAGAUUUAAAGAACAACAAGGCAGACGAAGAACUGGAUAAACUAAACCUUAGCUCUGGACCGUCGUCAUUGACAUCUAUGACAUCUAUCUCGUCGGUUCCUCUAAGAUAAAGAUCACACUUUCGUUUAAUUAGCCCCUAAUUAUUUUUCCUUGAAAUUUACCAAAUUUACUAUACUUGCAAUUACAUAGAAUAUUAACAAAAAUUUGGUUACUGCUUGGAUGAUUAUUAUAUGUAAUAUCGAACAAUUAGUCGACAAUUGUCUUAGCCUUCUUGAUGGCUAACAGAGAAUGGCUAUAUUGAAAUGACUUUUAACGCUUUAAAGAUAAGCAUAUUAUUAAAUGUUAUAUUGGUCAUAAUUCUAUAAUAGAGAACUACAUCUUUAACUGACGCAACAAGAUAUUAAAUAAAUAUAUAAUAUU